Schistocerca americana (American grasshopper) is the source of this 1093-nucleotide messenger RNA. It is a transcript of the gene eIF2Balpha, whose product is annotated as translation initiation factor eIF-2B subunit alpha. Gene Ontology annotation, cellular component: eukaryotic translation initiation factor 2B complex. Gene Ontology annotation, biological process: translational initiation. The transcript has 8 exons. The record is from RefSeq and is a predicted model, not a curated record. Gene Ontology annotation, molecular function: translation initiation factor activity; guanyl-nucleotide exchange factor activity. The coding region runs from base 144 to 1055 and encodes 303 amino acids. NCBI's taxonomy places the organism in Eukaryota, Metazoa, Arthropoda, Insecta, Orthoptera, Acrididae.
GCCAUGUGUGUACUGUGGAUACUGUGAUUGUCAUGUGGACUCUGAAUGUAAACAUACUGUUGUGGUUUUGUGUGUGUGCUGUGUAAAACACAUAUUUACGAAGAAGCAAGUAAGAAAUAACCCUCGUUUGAAACCAAUUAGCGAUGGAUAAGAAGGAGAUACAAGAUUAUUUUAUCGGAAUAUUGGAGGAAGAAGAAGAUGUUUCAGCUGGAAUUGCCGCAAUAAGGACCUUACUUACCGUUCUGGAGCGAGACAAAUCAGAGACAGUACAAGAGUUGGAUUCAAACCUUCGCGCAGCCGGAGAUGCAAUGCGAAAGACAGAUCAUCCAGGUGCAGCUGUCAGAUCUGGAUGCGAGCUGUUUCUGCGUUUCAUUACCCUCGCAAAACUUGAUACAGAGACAUUUGCCGAGUGUAAGGCAAUUAUGCUGCAUCGAGGGAAGUUGUUUCUCAAGAAACUAAUGGAGGCAAGAGGCAAGGUUGCCAAGCUGGCCUCUAAUUUCAUAAUAGAUGGCUCGCGGGUAUUGACCCAUUCCCACUCGCGUGUCGUGCUGCAAGCGAUGAAGGAAGCAGCCAAAGCAAACAAGCGCUUCGAUGUCUAUGUCACUGUGUCUUCACCAGAUAAUAGCGGGGUUCUGAUGAGCAAAAAGUUGCGUGACCUGGGUAUUCCGGUGACAGUCAUCCUCGACUCCGCUGUUGGCUACAUCAUGGAACAAGUCGACCUCGUCAUGGUUGGAGCGGAAGGUGUUGUGGAAAGUGGAGGCAUCAUAAACAAGGUUGGGAGUUACACAAUGGCACUGUGUGCGAGGGAAAUGAAGAAGCCGUUCUACGUGCUGUGCGAAAGUUUUAAGUUUGUACGCCUCUAUCCGCUCAACCAGCAGGAUCUACCAGAUGAAUUCAAGCAUCCCACUAGCAAGCUGGAGAACGGGAAGGACCUGCAGGAGGAGCACCCACUGGUGGACUAUACGCCGCCCUCCUACAUCAGCCUCCUCUUCACGGACCUCGGUAUCCUCACGCCGUCUGCCGUCAGUGACGAACUUGUCAAACUGUACCUGUAGAGCUCGUCUAUUCUAGUAAUAAAACUAUUCUUACCACA